Messenger RNA from Raphanus sativus (radish), 2292 nucleotides. RefSeq lists its product as uncharacterized. Gene Ontology annotation, molecular function: protein serine/threonine kinase activity; ATP binding. NCBI's taxonomy places the organism in Eukaryota, Viridiplantae, Streptophyta, Magnoliopsida, Brassicales, Brassicaceae. The record is from RefSeq and is a predicted model, not a curated record. The coding region runs from base 99 to 1871 and encodes 590 amino acids. Gene Ontology annotation, biological process: peptidyl-serine phosphorylation; intracellular signal transduction. The transcript is spliced from 13 exons.
AAGUAAUUACAGAUUUCUAAAAAAUAUUAUCUUACUUUUUUCCCUAAUAUAUUAAAAAAUAGAAAACCAAAAAGUAAUUACAGAUUUCAUUUUUCUGAAUGCCAAACUUGUACAUUGUAAUUGAUGGAUGUAAAAAAAACUUUGCUUUGCUUUCCUUCUUCCACUCAAAAUGUUGUUUUCACAAAAUUGAUGCGAAAAUUUCUCUGCAUUUAGAGAGAGAGAGAGAGAGAGAGAGAGAGAGGAAUAGUUUUUUGUUUUGUUUUGUUCUUGGGAGGGAAACAAAAAUGGAGAAUUGUGAAACGGAUCACGAGGAGGAGGUGGUGGAGAAGAUGACGUCAUCUCCGACGUCGGAGGUUGUGGAUGAUGAAGGGUUUGUUUCAAAUUCGACAUUGGAGAGAGUUGCAGCAGCGAAGAAGUAUAUAGAGGACCAUUACAACAAACGCAUGAGACACAUCCAACAACGUAAAGAAAGGCGUUUGGUGCUAGAACAAAAGAUAGCAUCUUUAGAUGUAUCAGAGAAAGAACAACUCGAGUUGCUUGAAGAUUUGCAGAGGAAAGAGACAGAGUAUACUAGGUUAAUGAGGAACAGGCUUUGCGUUGAUGACUUUGAUCUUCUUAGUAUUAUUGGUAGAGGCGCUUUUGGUGAGGUAAGACUAUGCCGUGAGAAAAAGACUGGCAACAUUUAUGCCAUGAAGAAGCUGAAGAAGUCUGAGAUGCUUAGUAGAGGGCAAGUUGAACAUGUUAGAUCUGAGAGGAACUUGCUAGCUGAAGUUGCUAGUGACUGUAUUGUCAAGCUUUAUUAUUCGUUUCAAGAUCCAGAGUACUUGUACCUCAUCAUGGAGUAUUUGUCCGGUGGUGAUGUGAUGACUUUGCUUAUGAGGGAAGAGACAUUGACUGAGACCGUGGCUCGGUUUUACAUUGCACAAAGUGUUUUGGCUAUUGAGUCGAUACAUGAACAUAACUAUGUUCACAGGGAUAUAAAACCAGACAACCUUCUGUUGGACAAGAAUGGUCAUAUGAAGCUGUCAGAUUUUGGUCUUUGUAAGCCUCUCGACUGUAGACAUAUAUCGGCUAUGAAAGUAAAUGAGCCUUUGAAUGAUGAGAAUACGAAUGAAUCAAUCGAAUGUGAUGAGCACUGCUCCAUAGGACGCCGUGGAAGGCGUUGGAGAAGUCCGUUGGAACAGCUGCAACAUUGGCAGAUACACAGAAGAAAACUGGCAUAUUCAACUGUUGGUACCCCUGAUUAUAUUGCCCCUGAAGUGUUGCUCAAGAAGGGAUACGGUGUAGAGUGUGACUGGUGGUCUUUAGGAGCCAUUAUGUAUGAGAUGCUCGUCGGUUAUCCCCCGUUUUACUCUGAUGACCCUGUAACAACAUGUAGAAAGAUUGUGGGAUGGAGAACUCAUUUGGUAUUCCCAGAGGAUGCAAGGUUGACACCCGAGGCACGAGAUCUCAUUUGUAGCCUGCUCUGUGAUUCUGAGUAUAGGCUUGGUUCUCAUGGAGCUGGAGCCGAGCAAAUCAAAGCUCAUCCUUGGUUCAAAGAUGUGGAAUGGGAAAAGCUAUACGAGAUGGAUGCAGCUUUCAAGCCAGUUGUCACUGGAGAACUUGAUACCCAGAAUUUUAUGAAGUUUGAUGAGGUGGACUGUCCUAAGCCAACAAGAACAGGAUCUGGACCAUCAUGGAAGGUGAGCAUAACUCCUCAAAACAUCAACUUUGUGGGAUAUACAUACAGAAACUUUGACGCUGUCCGGUCUCGCCGUUCUUUAGAUAUCAAAGGAAGCCUUUCGCCACCACGCUCAUCAACUGAUUCCACCCUAAGUGACUCUGCAAUCGAUUACGCAAAAUUUUCUACAGUUGAUGAUUCACAACAAUGACUCGAUCCAAGUCAUUCCUCUGCAACUUUUAUAUGUUUCUUGAUCCAUUGAUUUUUUUUUAUUUUUGUUUUUUUUAUUUUAAUUGUACAGCCAUAACUGCGUGCAGCUGCAUAGGGAAGAUAAGAUGUUGAAGAAACUCUCUUUUUCCACAGCUGCUUUUUAAUCUGCCCAGAAUUGGCUGUUCAUGUUUUAUUUCUUGCACGGCCGUUUUAUCUUGUGGGAGUUUCCAGCCGUUUAUUUCCCGCCAUUGUUUACUUAAUUAUUGUUAGCAACAUCCAAAAGGUUUUGAUUUUUUUUUUCUAAUGUUUCAAAAACACUGUGCGGGUAUUUGAUCAUCUUCUUUUCUGCUUUUACUGGUUAGUAAAUAUUGUUAUGCUCUUGUUAAUAUAUUUACUACUACAUUUAAAAUCUGACUGGUAAG